AUGGCUUCCAACGAGACUGCCCCGGGACCAGGCUUCACGGCUGAUGAAGGCACUUUCAUUGGGUUCAUCACAGAGGCUGUUCUCUAUGGCAUCUACGUCGUGCUGUUCUUUAUGGCGAUGUAUGUCCUGGUCUGGAUACGAAGAGGACCAGUCAGCAAAAUAAUGGUCUCCGUCACUGUUUUCUUGUUUUCCCUGUGCACUGUGCAUUUCGCCAUACAGUUUGCGAACGCGUAUCAGGCUUUGAUGCUUCACCCCGGUAAUUCAAUAUCAACAGAAACGCCACUUCUAAGGACUGGUGAUAUUCUCCUGAGCAUUACAGAUUUCACGGCAGAGUUGGUCCUGAUUUAUCGUUUAUGGCUAGUCUGGGGCUGCAACUACUAUAUUGCCAUCCUUCCCUUCCUCAUGUCUCUCGCCGCCAUUGCCUCCUACAUGGCCGUAACAGGUAUCGUGGCCCAGAUUGACCCCUCGGCCUCACUCGCACCCACAAUCGUCGUCCCACUUGGCACCGCCUCUUUCGCGCUCUCGCUCGCUGUCAACUUCGUUACGACCUCCCUCAUCAUCGGCCGCAUCUGGUACAUGUCCCGUGGCACCUCGAUCGCGAGGCGGGACCGCAAUGACGCCGUGAGGAUUGCGACAGGCGUCAUCAUCGAGUCCGGCGCGCUCUUUUUCAUGUUCCAGCUCCUGUUUGUGGUGUUGUUUGCGAUUCAGCAUCCAGCGCAGGCUGUUGCAAUCGAGAUGUGCAUUCAGAUCUACGGCAUCGCUCCGACACUCAUCAUCGUCCGCAUUGGCCUUGGCUCCUCCUUCGACCAGACAACAGUGCGCAAAUCCACCAUUCGGUUCACGUCCGCCCCGCCCAAUGGGGUGGCCACCAUAGACAACGGUGCGACAGACACAAUGCACAGUGUUGAGAAAUCGCCGACGUCAAAACGUGACUUCUUUGGUUCUACGACGUUCUCACAUACCAACGGCUCGAUCGAGCUGGAGGACGUGUGA
Coniophora puteana RWD-64-598 SS2 is the source of this 993-nucleotide messenger RNA. RefSeq lists its product as uncharacterized. The record is from RefSeq and is a predicted model, not a curated record. Lineage: Eukaryota; Fungi; Basidiomycota; Agaricomycetes; Boletales; Coniophoraceae. Bases 1 to 993 code for a protein of 330 amino acids. The transcript is spliced from 6 exons.